Molecule: messenger RNA, 692 nt
Organism: Rhagoletis pomonella (apple maggot)
Lineage: Eukaryota; Metazoa; Arthropoda; Insecta; Diptera; Tephritidae
Product: probable methylthioribulose-1-phosphate dehydratase
Cellular component (GO): cytoplasm
Molecular function (GO): metal ion binding; methylthioribulose 1-phosphate dehydratase activity
Source: RefSeq, a predicted model, not a curated record
AUGAGAUUUACAUAGCGCCGUCCGGAGUACAAAAAGAGCGCAUGCAGGCAGAUGAUUUGUUCAUACAGGAUGAUGACGGAAAGGAUAUACAGCUACCCCCAGAUUACAAAAAACUAACGAAAAGUCAAUGUACACCACUAUUUAUGUUGGCUUAUCGGCAUCGCGGUGCGCAGGCCGUAAUACACACGCAUUCAAUGCAAGCAGUAAUGGCAACUUUGUUGUGGCCUGGCGAGGUUUUCCGUUGUACACAUUUGGAGAUGAUUAAAGGUAUUUACGACGAGAACUUAAAGCGUUACUUACGUUAUGAUGAGGAGUUGGUGGUGCCCAUUAUAGAAAAUACGCCAUUUGAACGAGAUCUAGCGGAUAGCAUGUAUGCAGCUAUGCUUAAGUAUCCUGGUUGCAGUGCUGUGCUGGUUCGACGACAUGGUGUAUAUGUGUGGGGUAAAAGUUGGGAGAAGGCUAAAACUAUGUGUGAAUGCUACGACUACCUCUUUUCUAUUUGUGUGGAUAUGAAAAAGAACGGCUUGAAUCCAGAGAAAUUCGAAUGAAAAAAUCGGGAUUAAAGAAACAAGAAUUUACUGUAAUUCACUUCAGCCGAAAAGUUGUUAUCUGCUUUAGUUGAAUAUUUUGUAUUUGUAGAGAAAAGUUUAAAUAUAUUUUUAAAUAUACAGCUACACUUUGAUACAACCAAA